Chara braunii is the source of this 2216-nucleotide messenger RNA. The record is from the annotation of a GenBank genome assembly. Lineage: Eukaryota; Viridiplantae; Streptophyta; Charophyceae; Charales; Characeae.
CCAACUUCUCCGAGAGCAAUUGGUCUAGAGAGACACAGACAGGGCAGCGUAGUAGUGAUUCGUAGAGCGUGCAUACUCGUCUUGCCAUCCUUAAGCUUGGUCGGCAAUCAUGAAGGUGGAGGAGCUAAGUGGGGUGGGCCCGGUGAAUGCGGUCAAACUUCGCCAAGCAGCGGAGAUCACGACGCCGUCGGAGCUGCUCGACAGAUGUGCAACGAUCCGCGGAAGGCGGGACAUCAAGGAGAAGACUGGGAUCAAGAAGAAGGUGCUGCUCGAUUGGGUGAAAACCGCUGAUCUGUUCAGGAUCAAGGGGCUUGGCCCACACUUCUCGGAGCUCCUGAAACAGACAGGCGUGAGCACUGUGCGUGAGCUGCGAUACAGAGAGGGGAACGAGUUGCUGCAGAAAAUGAAGGCCCUGAAUGAGGAGAGGCGUGUCACAAGAAGGCAACCCACGCUCGACCUGGUUAGGCACUGGAUCGAUCAGUCCAGGAGACUUGUGGAUGUUGUCGAAUUUCCCGCCAAGUGAUAUAAAAAAUUUGAGCUGGAAAUGCAAACCCAGUUAUGAAUAGGAUGGAUGGGGGUACACGCGCAUUCACAGAGAGAGAGAGAGAGAGAGAGAAGGGGGAGGAGGGAUUCAAUCAUCGGCUCUUACGAAUCUGUGGCGAUGCCGACGGAUCACGUACAUAGGAGAGCUUGUGACGUUAGGGCGGUUUGUAGUUAAUGGAGAUGGCAACAGAGGAGAGUCUCUUCGACUAUCUCCCGCUUUAGGCUCUUCCAAUGGAUGCAUUGGGGGAAUAGCACCACCACUUCUGCCGCAGAGUAUCACGUAGGGGGGAAGCGACGAUUACAACCGGGAGCAGAAAAGAGAUUGAUGGCGAGGAGAGGUCCGGAGAAAUGGUCCUGUCGAGGAUAGCCUUAUGCAACAGAUACGGUGUGUUUUGGGGGCCGUUCAAGACGCGGCGGCAAUAAUUUCGAAUUUGCCGCGUCCUCUCUUCCCUCUCUCUUCCCCCCAUUCUUUCCUCUUCUCUCCUCUUGCUCCAAUUCCCAAUUUCUUUUUUCGCCGCGAUUGUGCGUUUCUGCAUUUCUCCGGAACAACUUUCCAUUGGCCAAAUUUGCAAAAAGUUCCCAGGCAGUACACAGUGUAGGUGAUUCGCAUUUCUCGAUUCGUCUGGAUUCGAGAGCCGUUAACUUUGAGAACGGAUGCGGCGGCGGCGGCUAGCAGAGUGUGCGCUUCUUCGGCUUAGGGAUACUCAAGUUUAUGGUGAUUAACACAAAUUUGUGGCAAUUAAAGAUGAGUUUGGGGCGCUUCUGUAAUCGAAGCCCCAGAAGAAGUGCAACUCUCGAUCGGAUUCGUGUGGACUCGAUCGGAGAAUAGCGAGCUGCGAGAAGAAACUUCACGAUGAACUUGCUGCUACUACUGCGAGCCAUCUUUUUGGCGGGUAAAGGCAGAGGAACUACCGGUAGCCCAAACAAUUGUUUUGGCGGGUAAGACAGUGGAAGUGCUGCCAGCAAAGCUUUUCUGUGGCUAAAGACAGUCAAGGGUAAGCGCCCGACGGCGGAGGCAUCAAGGAAGCGAGCGUCCCUGGUGUGGAUCGGGCAAGAUUGCAGUUGGUAACUUCGUAACGAUGAAGAAAUUCGAGAGACUCAGUUUGUUAUGAGAGAAAAAAACAAAAAGGAAGGUAUGCUUCAGACCAAGCUGUGCCUUGCUGCUGAGAAAACAUAACGGCACGAGGGCUUCGCUGCUGGGGCGGAAAAUGAUCUCACUCGGUAUCGCUUGCGUAGGAGAGGAGGGUGAUUGAAUAUCGUAUGUAGUCCGUGUUUGAGUGGCCGCAAUGCGUUUCCUUGAGGCAAGGCCGUGGAUUACCGAGACGGCCAACGGGAGGGGGGGGAAGGGGCGGUGGGGUCCGAGGGAGGCGGAGGAAGGAAAACUGUGUAGUGUGUACAGUGAACACGCAUAGUAGCACGUAUGCGUAUGGCUUUGCCCCCUGAGAGAGAAUACCUAAGACGUACGUUUGUGGUGACGCAUACAGGGAAGAUUUGCAUGGGCCCUGCGCAAUUAGGUCUGACACGCACCCAUGAUUGAGAAAAAAGGGUAUACGUCUGAGAGCGUCGUUUCAGUAUUCGGACAGUCCCUGAAAUGUAGAAGAGUGGAAAAGUGGAAGCGGAAGGUGCCAAAACGGCCAGGUGUGGUGGAGGAAGAGUAAAAUUGUAGAAGUUUC